GAAGCUAUCAACUCUAUGUACGCAUGGUACUAGGAUUCUGCCAAGUGCUACGCAUAUCUAAUUAACGUUGACUUUCUACUGAAAGACUAAAGUAUUAGCUAGAGCUCUGAACGUAGCGUAUAGUUUUACGAGAGGAUGGACGUUACAAGAGCUCAUCGCCCCACGUGAAUUGAACAACUUUAAUCGAUCUCGUAGAAGUCUAUUGGAACCAAGUCCUCGCCGUAAAAGCGCAUCAACGCUAUGACGGGUGUUCAACCAACGGCUUUGUCAUUGGGAUCAUUGCACAACUCCUCCGUGGAACAGCGAAUGGCAUGGGCGUCAAACAGAACAACCACGCGAAAGGAGGAUAUUGGGUACUGCCUUUUGGGAAUGUUUGACGUUCAUAUACCGAUGCUCUGUGGAGAGGGGAGAAAAGCAUUCAUAAGACUCCAAGAAGAGAUGAUCAAGCGACAUGCUGAUCAUUUCAUCUUUGCUUGGACC
Molecule: messenger RNA, 480 nt
Organism: Cladophialophora psammophila CBS 110553
Lineage: Eukaryota; Fungi; Ascomycota; Eurotiomycetes; Chaetothyriales; Herpotrichiellaceae
Exons: 1
Source: RefSeq, a predicted model, not a curated record